Molecule: messenger RNA, 2355 nt
Organism: Tripterygium wilfordii
Lineage: Eukaryota; Viridiplantae; Streptophyta; Magnoliopsida; Celastrales; Celastraceae
Product: protein SCAI
Exons: 10
Coding region: 235-2085 (616 amino acids)
Biological process (GO): DNA-templated transcription
Cellular component (GO): nucleus
Molecular function (GO): transcription corepressor activity
Source: RefSeq, a predicted model, not a curated record
ACUCUGCUUCCGGCUUCAGCUGAGUGUCCAGUUUAUACUCCGCUUACGUCAUGUCCUAAUCCACCGGAAUUACCAAGCUUUCGUCGUCUUCUUCUUCUUCCUUCCCACCGGCGCUUCCUUUACGUGCCACGAUCAAUCGUAUAAUGAAUUGAUCAGCGGCCGAAAUUUGUCGUAAAUCGUGAUCCUUAUGAGAACCAGAAUCGCAUUUCUCGAUUGAAACCAAUUAAGGUUAAGAUGUUACACCAGAGUGGAAACAUUCCUGUGAUUGAAGUGUAUUGGUCUCUGGUCGAGAAAGCCGACAAGAAGUUCUCCAAGAUCAGGGACUUGCCCUACUAUGAACGGAACAGGUAUGAUACAUAUUUCUAUAAGGUAUUCAAGGUGUACACACAGCUAUGGAAGUUUCAGCAAGAGAAUCGGCAGAAGCUGAUGGAAGCAGAUCUCAAGAGAUGGGAGAUCGGUGAGAUUGCAUCUCGGAUUGCACAGCUUUAUUAUGGGCAGUAUAUGCGAACAAGUGACACGAGUUAUUUAUCAGAGUCAUAUAUCUUUUAUGAAGCAAUACUGACACGUGAAUAUUUUAAGGAGGGGAUGUUUCAAGAUCUCAGUCUUGCAAACAAACAAUUAAGAUUUAUUGCUAGAUUUCUGAUGGUGUGUUUGGUUUUGAACCGACGAGAUAUGGUGCAUCAGUUGGUUACUCAGCUCAAAUUGUUGGUUGACGAGUGCAAGAGAACAUUCCAGGAUGCUGAUUUUAAGGAAUGGAAGCUGGUGCUUCAGGAAAUAGCUAGAUUUGUGAGAGCUGACACAGUUUUUUUGAAUGUUAGACCUUUAAGAUAUAGUCUUGUUCUGGACCCUCAUCCGGAUUCACUGCCACGGGUUGCGAAAUCUAUCUCGCUUAGAAAUUUAAGAUUACGGGAUGCGAUAAUGAGCAGCUACCAUCAUAAUGAGGUCAAGUUCUCGGAGCUAUCUCUUGACACUUUUAGGAUGCUUCAGUGCCUUGAAUGGGAACCAAGUGGCUCAUUCUACCAGUCAAGUGGUACUAAAAUUGGUCAGAAUGGGGGUCCAGGGCCCAUUCGCGUUAACCACUCCCAAGAUAUAGCCGAUCCUACUUUGCCAGCAAAUCCGAGGAAAGCCCUAUUAUAUCGGCCAUCUGUCACCCAUUUUCUAGCAGUUUUGGCUACCUUAUGUGAGGAGCUGCCCCCUGAUGGAGUACUUUUAAUCUAUCUGUCAUCAUCAGGUUUCAGAGCUUGUAUGAGUGCCACUGAGAACAUUGUCAGCAAUGCUCCAUUUCUGUCUCAUUCUCAUACCAUCUACUCAGAUUCAACCUCCACUUCUCCCCCUCGUUUACAAAGUGAUAAUGCUGAUCCUGCUUCUAGGCAAAGUAAAGGAGAAUGCACAAGUAACGAUACUGCAUUCUUGUAUUUUGGUACUCGUGGAGAUGGAGGAUUCAAUGGCAUUUAUCCUAGUGACUUAAUUCCAUUUACAAGACGGCCUCUUUUUGUAGUUAUUGACAGUGUUAGCAGUGAAGCAUUCAAGUCUAUACACGGAGCUGAGAAAGGAGAUCCAGCUGCACUGCUUUUAUCUCCAAGCUGUUCAAUUUCUAUCACUGCUGCUGAUCCCUCUCACCAGCUAAGUGGUAGUCUAUUCACCAAUUUUCUCACAGCUCCUUUGCAGGCAUUCUGUCUGUUGCUCGGUUUAUCAGGCCAAGAUAUUGAAAUGGAUACAUAUAACAAGGCUGAUAAGUUACUUUCAUCGUCAUUGAACAAUUGGGGGGUGGCUUUGGCGACAACCGACACCCUUGAUCCUGUUUGGGGGCAGGUUCUAGGUGAUCCAUUCCUGAGACGACUUCUUUUGAGGUUUUUAUUUUGUCGGACAGUAUUGAUGCUGUAUGGCAAAACUUUUGGUAGGAAGGAAUAUCAUCCCGAGUGUAUACCUUCCCUACCGGAGUCUGUCCUACCAACAACUAUUGCAUCCCAAUCUGUAGUUCUGCAAUUGGCAGAUAUCUUUGGUGCAAGCAACAAUUUUAUCUUUUCAGAAGGAAUUGUGCUUUCUGAGAAUACACAAUGUGACAUGGACACAACUCCUCCUUGAAGUUUAUUGGGAUCUUGGAAAGCUCAACUUGUAGAAUUUCGAUUGAAUUGAUUUGUGUGAACUUUUUCUGUUUAAAGACCAAUCCAACAACCUUGCUGUGGGGUAUGCCUUGAAGAAUAAUAUGAAGUAUUUAAGCUUGUGUGUUUACAUGAUUUGAGGUUGCACGUCUUGGAUUUCCUGUGAUGACCAUGUACCUAUAAAUAGCAUUAAACAUCCUCCUUUUUUAUUCCCAUUCAAUUGCAGGAUCAAAAAUGGCAGCUGUUAAACUCA